GUUUAACAAUCCAGGCAUGCGCAAUAAACCAAAAGUGAGGGAACACAACAAUGGCGGAAGAACAGGAGCUUCUGCAGCUGGAAAACCUGUGCAAACAGCUCUAUGAGACAGCAGAUACCAGUCUGAGAACAGAGGCGGAGAAGGCACUGGUGGCCUUCGCCAAUGCCCCAGACUGCCUCAGCAAGUGUCAACUCUUGUUGGAACGAGGAAAUUCCCCAUAUGCCCAGUUGCUUGCAGCUACAACCCUUACAAAGUUAGUGGGUAGAAUCAAUCUCACCCUUCCACUAGAACAGAGGAUUGACAUUAGAAAUUAUAUACUCAAUUACAUGGGAACACGGCCAAAAUUGGUGCAUUACGUCCUACAAGCCCUUGUGCAGCUAUUUUCUCGUAUCACCAAGCUGGGCUGGUUUGACGUGGCCAAGGAUGAGUACGUGUUUAGGAAUGUGGUUAGCGACGUGGGCAAGUUCAUCAACAGUGGCUCCAGCCAGCACAUCAUGAUCGGUGUACAGCUCCUCUCUCAACUCGUAUGUGAGAUGAACAGGGUCAGCGAGGCAGAGAUAAGUCGCUCACUGACCAAACACAGAAAGAUUGCUUCCUCCUUUCGUGACACACAGUUGUUUGAGAUUUUCCAGCUUUCAUGUACACUGCUUCGCACGGCGGCCGGAAACCUCAAAACUCUUGACUUCUCAGAUGAAAACCAGCACGGUUUGUUGCUGCAUUCCCUGCGGUUGGCUCACAACUGCCUCACGUUUGACUUCAUUGGCACAUCCACAGACGAGUCCUCUGACGACCUGUGUACUGUACAGAUACCCACCAGCUGGAGGACAGCGUUCCUGGAUUUCUCUACACUGCAGCUGUUCUUCAACCUCUACACUGGUCUGCCCACCUCCCUCACUCCAAUGGCCCUGUCUUGCUUGGUGCAGAUCGCCUCAGUGCGAAGAUCUCUAUUCAACAAUGCCGAGCGUGCCAACUUCCUCAACCACAUCGUGACAGGGGUGAAGGUCAUACUGGAGAACCCCCAGGCACAGGGCCUAUCAGACCCCAGUAACUAUCAUGAGUUCUGUCGCCUCUUGGCUAGACUCAAGUCCAACUAUCAGCUGGGGGAGCUAGUCAAAGUGGACGACUAUCCCCUGGUGAUCAAACUGGUGGCCGAGUUCACAGUCACUAGUCUACAGAUGUGGCAGUUUGCCCCCAACAGUGUUCACUACCUGCUCAGCCUGUGGCAGCGCAUGGUGGCCUCCGUGCCCUACGUGAAGGCCACAGAGCCCCACAUGUUGGAGACCUACACGCCCGAAGUCACCUCCGCCUACAUCACCUCCAGACUCGAGUCUGUCCAUGUGGUUGUUAGGGAUUGUUUAGAAGACCCUCUAGAUGACCAUGGUCUCAUUUCACAACAGCUCGAACAGCUGUCUACGAUUGGUCGGUGUGAGUACGACAAGACGUGUGCGCUGCUUGUGAGGCUGUUUGAUGAGUCUGCCCAGCGGUACCAGGAGCUCGUGAAUACUGGCGGGGGGAACAGGGCCGAACUCUCCGUUCAAGAAGGUCGGCUAACAUGGCUGGUGUACAUAAUUGGGUCCGUGAUUGGCGGCCGUGUAGCCUUCACCACUACAGACGAACAUGACGCCAUGGAUGGGGAGCUUGUGUGCAGGGUACUACAGCUAAUGAAUCUGACCGACUCCCGGCUCACACAGAACGGAUGUGAGAAACUGGAUCUCGCCAUUCUCAGCUUCUUUGAGCAGUUCAGGAAAAUAUAUGUGGGGGACCAAGUCCAAAAAUCGUCUAAGGUUUACCGCAGACUGUCAGAAGUCCUGGGCCUCAGUGAAGAGUCCAUGGUCCUCAGUGUGUUCAUUGGCAAAAUUAUCACAAACCUGAAGUUCUGGGGCCGCAGUGAGCAGAUCAUCACCAAGACGCUGCAGUUGCUUAGCGACCUCUCUGUGGGCUAUAGCAGUGUGAGGAAGCUCGUGAAACUGGAGGCUGUGCAGUUCAUGCUCAAUAGCCACACAAGCGAUCAUUUCCCAUUUCUGGGGAUCAAUGCUGGAACCAGUCCCAUCACCGACAUGCGAUGUAGGACGACAUUCUACACGGCUCUGGGUCGCCUACUCAUGGUGGACCUGGGGGAAGAUGAGGAGAGAUUUGAGCAGUUCAUGAUGCCCCUAGAAGCAUUUGACAAGGUGGGGACAAUGUUGGCCAACGCAGACACAGCUAUCAAAGUAGAAGAGGCGAAGCGUUCACUGGUUGGAUUGGCGAGAGAUUUACGAGGUGUUGCAUUCGCGUUCAACACCAAGGGCAGCUACAUGAUGUUGUUUGAUUGGCUUUACCCCAAUUAUACCCCCGUAUUACACCGUGCAAUAGAAAUAUGGUACAGCGAACCAAGUGUCACCACACCUGUGCUUAAACUGAUGGCAGAAUUAGCGCAGAAUAGAUCUCAAAGGCUGCAGUUUGAUGUGUCCUCGCCAAAUGGUAUUCUACUCUUCAGGGAAGUUAGCAAGGUCAUGGUGAGCUAUGGAUCCAGAAUUUUAACAAUAGGCGACCCACCCAAAGAUCAAAUGUACCCCAUGAAAUUGAAAGGCAUAUCGAUAUGCUUCUCUAUGCUGCGGGCAGCUCUAUGUGGGAACUACGUAAACUUUGGAGUGUUCCGUCUCUAUGGAGACGACGCCCUUGACAACGCUCUCAACAUGUUUGUGAAACUGCUCUUGUCCAUCUCUCAGAAUGACUUGCUGGACUACCCAAAGUUGAGUCAGAAUUACUACGGGCUGCUGGAGUGUUUAGCCCAAGACCACAUGACCUUCAUCAGUAAUCUAGAACCACAAGUGUUCCUGUAUGUACUGUCAACGAUAUCAGAGGGACUUUCAGCUUUAGACACGAUGGUGUGCACAGGCUGCUGCGCCACGCUGGACAACAUCAUCACCUACCUGUUCAAGAGGCUCACCAGCAAGAAGAAGAAGACAAUGACGAGCCCCCAGGACAGCCAGACCUUCCUGCGUAUCCUGGAGCUACAUCCAGAAAUAUUGCAACAGAUGCUACAGACAGUGUUGAACAUCAUCAUGUUUGAGGACUGCCGUAACCAGUGGUCCAUGUCCCGGCCCCUGCUAGGCCUCAUACUGCUUAACGAAGAGUACUUCAGCAAGCUACGUGAGAGCAUCAUCACGAGUCAGCCUCAGGACAAGCAGCAGACCAUGGUGCAGUGCUUUGAUGGCCUCAUGGAGGGCAUAGAGAGAUCUCUACUCACCAAGAACAGGGACAGAUUUACCCAGAACUUGUCGCUGUUCCGUCGUGAUGUGAAUGACUCCCUGAAAGCUACGGGCUCUAACAGUCCUACAGAGUCACCGAACAAUCUAGAUAUGAUGAACUUGUAGCAAACAGGUUGUUGUAGAUACUAAAAAAAAAUAAUGGUGGGACAUGUCGAGGUUUAUGAGUCAGUUUGGACAAGUCUCGCAAUGUGAUGAACGCUCCUGAAUUCCUGGGUAUAUAGAUUAACACAGAAAGAUCGCAGAAUAAUGUUGAGAUGAGGACGGCCUAUGUGUAUACAUGUUCAUACUGAGUAUACAUGAUACACAGAGUCGUGGAAACAACAGUACAUGUAUUUGUUAAGAUUUAUAAUCCAAGUUUUGCCAAGUCAUUCUCUUGAUUAUGCCAAAGCAAAUCGAUCAGUUGUUUGAUUGAACUUGGCCCCAGAAAAUUGAAGCAAGCUACCAAAAUUAAAAAAAAAUAAAAUUCUCAUGUUUUUGAUACAUUCGGAGGCAAGCGCAAAGUGCAGAAUACAAAAUAUUUUGUCUUCAUGUUUUGAACAUUUUUGCCAAACUCAUGGUUGAGGCCUUGUUGGAAAUCGUUUCCUCGUUAUACAAUCUGGCUAGUUUUGUUGUUGAUUGUGAUUGCAAUUGUAAAAAAAAGCCUUUGUCGUCAAAUACGUGAACUCAACCAAAAUGAUAUUUAAAAUAAAAAAAACACUUUUGUUUUGUAAAGUCAUAUACAGGACAGAAUGGACCAUGCGAGAUAACAAAAAUGUUUUAUGGAUUUGAGAUGCAGCAUAGCCAUUAAACAUUUGAUCAAUUUGAUAUGGCAUUAGAUAAAUCUGUUUCUAAUGUGCAUGUGCAAAUACAAAUGUAGUGUGAACAUUACAAGUUUCUGUUAAAAAGCGGGACUUACAGCAUGAAUUUCAGCAAAAUAACAAAGGAUCAUGGGAGAGAGUUUGUUUAAGAUUAAUAAUGAAAGUUUCUGAAUUUGAAUUUUGGACAGUCAUUACCAUAGAACAUGUAUAAACAAUUUGCAGUAAGUGUUCCUAUAAAAAACAGUGUUUGUUGUCAAGUUUCUUAGAAGUAAAAUUAAUGAAUAACAUCUUUGACUGUUUAACAACCAGUUAUAUUCAGAACAAUGUAGGAAAUGUGACUGUGUAGUUGUGUUAUGUUGAUGAAGCAUUUCAGGUUUUUGUAGGAAUAAGUGGGUUCUAAACUAUUGGUAAAUGCAAAUUAAAUGGUUUGUGAAGUAUUGCUUCAAGUGUUAAAUUUUUUUGAAUCAGGUGUGAGUAAGUUGAUACCAUGAACAAUAAUUUUAAGCACUUCAAAAGUGUCGAAUCGUCAUUGUAUGUGUGGACCUUCAUUUUCCUGACAUCAUGCUUUGUGGACCUUCAUUUUCCUGACAUCAUGCUUUGUGGACCUUCAUUUUCCUGACAUCAUGCUUUGGUCUGAUGUUCCAUCAUUGUAUGUGUGGACCUUCAUUUUCCUGACAUCAUGCUUGGGUCUGAUGUAUGUGUGGACCUUCAUUUUCCUGACAUCAUGCUUGGGUCUGAUGUAUGUGUGGACCUUCAUUUUCCUGACAUCAUGCUUGGGUCUGAUGUUCUCCUGUAUGUGUGGACCUUCAUU
Molecule: messenger RNA, 4859 nt
Organism: Dreissena polymorpha
Lineage: Eukaryota; Metazoa; Mollusca; Bivalvia; Myida; Dreissenidae
Product: exportin-7-like
Exons: 27
Coding region: 51-3356 (1101 amino acids)
Biological process (GO): protein export from nucleus
Cellular component (GO): nuclear pore; cytoplasm
Molecular function (GO): nuclear export signal receptor activity; small GTPase binding
Source: RefSeq, a predicted model, not a curated record